Molecule: messenger RNA, 1790 nt
Organism: Notechis scutatus (mainland tiger snake)
Lineage: Eukaryota; Metazoa; Chordata; Lepidosauria; Squamata; Elapidae
Source: RefSeq, a predicted model, not a curated record
UUCUGCAAAACUUUGCAGCUGCAAAGGAGGUUUUUGCUUCAAGAGGCCUGCAGAACCACGUGUCCCUAUGCCAAGAUGCUAAACCUGGUUUAGGGGCAGGGGGUUCUCCCCCUCCCCCCUCCACCUUCCAAAGUCGUGAGGGUCCUUUCAGCACCGAGGCAGCCUGUGUUCUCUUCCUGCUGCUUCAGAUGCUUCUGUUUCCUAGAAUUUGCUAGAAAGGAAGGAGGCCUGAAUAGGCUACGAUCUGCCAGCGGAGAUAGAAGGAAGAGCAGGCAGGCAGAGAGUGUUUAGGGAUAGGUUGCCUCUAUCCAUGGAGGCUCCAUUCGCAGACACUGUUGGACCUCCAAGCCCUUUCUGUCAGCUUCCCAAAGGCGCCUGUGUUUUAUUUCAAGCAGAAGGUCGCAACUCUCCUCGAAAGCUGGUCUGCUUUUCUCUGUCUGCAUGCCAGGCACACGUCCUCUUUCCAAGCCUUAACACCUCGUGGCCCUCUUUCCGCGCUCCCCACUUGUCCGCUCUCCCUCCUGUUUCGCAAGCCCGGCCUUCCCUUGCAACCGUCCUCCCUUUCUCUGUUCCUCUCUCCAUCCCCAGGGAGAACCACAGCGAGAUCGAACGCCGGCGCCGGAACAAGAUGACUGCUUACAUCACCGAGCUCUCCGACAUGGUGCCCACCUGCAGCGCCCUGGCCCGCAAGCCGGACAAACUGACCAUUCUGCGCAUGGCUGUCUCCCACAUGAAGUCGCUGCGGGGCACCGGGAACACCUCCACGGAUGGCAGCUACAAGCCCUCCUUCCUCACCGACCAGGAGCUGAAACACCUCAUCCUGGAGGCGGCCGACGGCUUCCUCUUCAUCGUCUCCUGCGAGACGGGCCGGGUAGUUUACGUCUCCGACUCGGUGACGCCCGUCCUGAACCAGCCCCAGUCAGAGUGGUUCGGCAGCACCCUCUACGACCAGGUGCACCCCGACGACGUGGAGAAGCUGCGGGAACAGCUCUCCACCUCGGAGAACGCGCUGAGUGGCCGGAUCCUGGAUCUGAAGACGGGGACGGUCAAGAAGGAGGGUCAGCAGUCCAUGAGGAUGUGCAUGGGGUCCCGCAGGUCCUUCAUCUGUCGGAUGAGGUGUGGGAACGCAACCGUCGACCCCGUCUCCAUGAACCGGCUCAGCUACAUGAGGAAUCGGUGCAGGAAUGGGCUGGGUGCCAUCAAAGAGGGAGAACCCCACUUCGUGGUCGUCCACUGCACGGGCUACAUCAAAGCUUGGCCACCGGCAGGAGUUUCCCUGCCUGACGACGAUCCGGAUUCUGGGCAGGGCAGCAAAUUCUGCCUGGUGGCCAUCGGCAGGUUGCAGGUCACCAGCUCCCCCAGCUGCGCGGACAUGAACACGGUAUGUCAGCCCACCGAGUUCAUCUCCCGCCACAACACGGACGGGCUGUUCACCUUCGUGGACCACCGCUGCAUGGCCACAGUGGGCUACAAGCCCCAGGAACUCCUGGGGAAGGACGUGGUCGAGUUCUGCCAUCCCGAAGACCAGCAGCUGUUAAGGGACAGCUUCCAGCAGGUGGUGAAGUUAAAGGGCCAGGUGCUGUCCGUCAUGUUCCGUUUCCGAUCCAAGAAUCGCGAAUGGCUCUGGAUGCGGACUAGCUCCUUCACUUUCCAGAACCCCUACUCCGACGAGAUCGAGUACAUCAUCUGCACCAACACCAACGUGAAGUACGUACUCGGGGCGCCUCCCCCGGCCCCCGCGCCCACCUUCCCCCUUGAGGAGGAGGAGGAGGAGGAGGAGGGCUUUGAGC